AUGAAAUCUCUCCUCCUUCGCAACAUCCGCGAGAAAGUUUCGUCAUCAUCCGCUGUAAAGCUCAAGCAUUCCUUGGCCGUCAUCGACCCUCCAUCGCUCAUCGAUGGAGAACCCGAACCAGCUAUCGCUCCGGUCGAUCCUCUUCUUGUCAUCUUCGAUGAUUAUAUCAAGUCUAGGCAGUGCACUGUGCCAAACACGAAAAUUUUGCAUGCCCAGUUGCUCAAAACGCGUCUUUUACAAACCCAAGUGGGCAUUGCGGAUUCUUUGAUGGACUGCUACUGUAAAUGUGGUGCCACGGGAUAUGCACUCAAUCUGUUUGAUACGGCUCCUCUGGAGUGUUUUUCUUGGAACAUUCUCAUUUCAGUUUUCAAUAAGAAAUCAUUAUUCUUGGAGUCGUGGAAACACUUUUGCAGGAUGCAUAAGUUGGGUUUUGAUGUUGAUGAGAUAACUUAUGGAAGUGUUAUCUCGGCUUGUACUGCAUUGCGAGCUUCCUGGAAUGGUAUGCAAGUCUAUUCUCUGGCAUUGAGGAAAGGUUUCCGUGCGAAUGGUUAUGUUCGAGCUGGGAUGAUUGAUUUGCUGGCGAAGAACCAUAGGUUUGACGAUGCUCUGAGGGUGUUUCGUGAUGUGUCGUGUGAGAAUGUGGUUUGUUGGAAUGCUAUAAUUGCAGGGGCAGUUAGGAAUGGAGAGAAUCAGAUUGCUUUGGAUCUUUUCCAGCAAUUGUGUCGUCAUGGCACUUUUCUGCCCAAUAGUUUCACUUUCCCUUGUGUCCUGACUGCCUGUGCUAUGCUUGAAGACCUUCAGACUGGAAAGAUGGUCCAAGGGUGGAUAAUCAAGUGUGGAAAUUAUGACGUGUACGUAAAUACUUCACUUUCUGAUUUAUAUGCCAAAUGCAAAGAUAUGGAAGGAGCUAUGAAGAUAUUUACUCGGAUGCGUUUCCGCAGUGUUGUUUCUUGGACUGCCAUGAUUUCGGGUUUUGUGCAGCUGGAUGAUUAUAUUUCUGCAGUCCUACUGUUCAAAGAAAUGAGAAGUUUGGGGGAGGAAAUAAACACCUUUACUAUUACUAGUUUACUUAGUUCUAGUGGCAGACGAGGAUUGACUAAAACUGCCACACAAUUCCAUGCGUUGAUCAUUAAAUGUGGAUUUGACCUGGACCCUGCGGUGGGGGCUUCAUUAUUCAAUAUGUAUUGCAAAGUUGGAGCUGUUGAUUCAUCCGAAUUAAUACUUGAAGAAAUGGAAAGGAUGAGAAAUCCCAAUAAUCAUGCAGUUAUGAUAUCUCUGCACGCACAGGCUAAUGAUGCUGAAAGGGCUGUAGAAUUGUUCGUGAGCAUGUUACGGGAAGGUGUGAGACCAGAUAAGUACUGUACUUCCAGUCUCUUAAGUGUUGUAAAUGCAUUAAGCUUGGGGAGACAGGUCCACUCUCAUGUUAUUAAAAGUGGCUUGGUCUUCGAUGUCUCGGUUGCUAGUUCACUUUUUACAAUGUGUUCUAAAUGUGAUAGUUUGGAAGAAUCAUAUGAAAUUUUUGGGCAAAUUUGUGAAAAAGACAAUGUCUCCUGGACAUCUAUGAUUGCUGGUUUUGCUAAAAAUAAUCUUCCAGAUGAAGCAGUUCGACUAUUCAGAAAUAUGCUGCUUGAGGGGAAUAGUCCUGAUCAAUCGACCUUUGUUGCAAUUUUAACCGCAAUCUGUUCACUAAACUCAGUACACAAAGGCAAGGAAGUUCAUGCCAAAGUUAUUCAAUUAGGAUUUGGUGAAGAGAUCACAGUUGGUGGUGCUCUUGUUAUGAUGUACUCCAGAUGUGGAUAUUUGAAAUUGGCAAGAAGGCUACUUGACUCAUUACCCUUGUGGGAUGACGUUGCAUGUUCAUCAAUGAUUUUGGGGUAUGCCCAGAAUGGGUACAUUGAGGAGGCAUUGUUGAUGUUUCACAAGAUGCUCAAGGCUAAUUUUGCUGUUGACUCCUUCAGUAUAUCAUCUGUUGUUCAGGCUGUUACUCUUACAAACAGAUUAGACAUAGGAACACAGCUGCAGUCUUAUGCAAUGAAAGUAGGAUUGGAUUCCAAUGUGGCUGUUGGUAGUUCACUAGUGGCAAUGUACUCCAAAUUUGGGAGCAUCAAUGAAUGUGUUAAAGCAUUUGAUCAGAUUGAUGCACCUGAUUUGAUUGGUUGGACAACAAUGAUCAUGAGUUAUGCCAGACAUGGAAUAGGUGAGGAGGCCUUGAAGCUCUUUGAGCUUAUGAAGAGAAAGAAGAUGAGACCUGAUCCAGUGACUUUUGUUGGGGUUCUCUCGGCUUGUAGCCACAGUGGUUUGGUUGAAGAAGGUUAUUUCCAUUUUGAUUCGAUGGUUAAGGAUUACAGUAUUGAGCCUAACUACCGCCACUAUGCCUGUAUGGUCGAUCUUCUUGGUCGCUCGGGGAGAAUUAAAGAGGCUGAAAGGUUCAUCAGCAACAUGCCAAUCAAACCUAAUGCUCUGGUUUGGGAGACACUGCUUGCUGCUUGUAAAUUACAUGGUGACAUUGAGCUCGGAAAACUAGCAGCAAAAAAGAUCACUGAGUGUGAGCCAUCUGAUGCUGGAGCUUAUAUUUCUUUGUCAAACAUCUACGCUGACUUGGGCCAGUGGGGAGAAGUCAUGAACAUUAGAAGCUCGAUGAAAGGAGCUAAAGUAAAGAAGGAACCUGGUUGGAGUGUUGUUUGAAUAAAAAUACUUUGAGACUUCAAUUGGGUGGAUGUCCAGAUCUUGUGCAACUUUUUGUGCCACUUUCAUGCGGUGAUCAAGGAUUUUACCUGAUAUAAUAUAAUUUGAGGAAGCAAACUAGGCAAAUAUAUGUUUGUUUCCAUUGCGUAUACAUGUGUCAAGAAGAGGAUCCGGAUUCUGGAUGCUACAUGUCAUAGCCCAUUCCUCGAACCUUCUCAGGCUGGCAAUCCUGACAACAGACAGAUUGGUGUAAUGGAACAAUGCAAUGAUGCUGGAUUUUAGAUGCUCGAUUCAGGCAUUAUCAAAUCAUGGUGUCGCCUGCAGAAACUUAGAACAGUGCGGCAUGUUGCUUUCCUGAAAGAAGCAUGGAAAGUGAAAAGCAGGACAUCAAACUUACCGACAUGACCACACUGGAUGUUCUUCCAUGCAAAAUCAAGUUUGGGCCAUGGGCAAAUACAGUGAUGAUAGACCAAAUGAUGGCGAAUCGGACUAAAUCAACUGGAUACAGGUUUCAGAGUAUCCAACGGAGAAAUCACAUAUGCGAAAGCGGGAAAGUAGAUUUAUUGACCAUGUGUUUGUAGAUGAUCCAAAGUAUUCAGCCCUUUAUCUAUCAGCCUACAUGGUAAUUAUUGGCCUUUAAAGUUUUGGGUGUGAAUCAACUACCACUACACGGAACCGUUUCUCAAUUUCAGAAAAGCUUCUCUUUGUUCUGAAAUGGAUCGCUUCAUUAAGAAGAAUAUGGUAGUGGCUGACAGGUCAUAAAGCGACAACUAAGAUCAGAGAUGGGAAUAUUCUUCAUACAUGUGGCGUAUCACGUUGAUUUGCUUUGUAAGGAUAGAACGGUACGGAUCUGUUAAAAGAGACAUUUAGCAUUCAUAGUAUCCACAAUGAAAGGUUUUCUUUCCACUUGUAUGUGAUAAAAGACAAAUUGAUGUCUUGUAAAGUUUUGUGCGACACAGGGAGGACUCCAAAACUUAGAAUGGAAA
Molecule: messenger RNA, 3671 nt
Organism: Eucalyptus grandis
Lineage: Eukaryota; Viridiplantae; Streptophyta; Magnoliopsida; Myrtales; Myrtaceae
Product: pentatricopeptide repeat-containing protein At1g74600, chloroplastic
Biological process (GO): RNA modification
Cellular component (GO): intracellular membrane-bounded organelle
Molecular function (GO): RNA binding; protein binding
Source: RefSeq, a predicted model, not a curated record